GUGCUUGGGCCGGCGGCGGCGCCGAGCGGAGGCGAUCGCUGCUGAGCUUGAGGCGGCACCGAAAUGGGUUUGCUUUCAGAAGAUGCGAUGCACUAGAUGUGCUGCUUAGUCAUGGCAUCAGAACUAUGUAAAACAAUCUCUGAGGCAAAGUUGGAAAGGCACAAGAACUUGUUCUUAAAUUAUCGAAAUCUCCAUCACUUCCCUUUGGAGUUACUGAAAGAUGAGGGGCUGCAGUACUUGGAGAGACUUUAUAUGAAACGAAAUUCCCUGACCACACUGCCAGAAAACCUUGCACAGAAGCUUCCAAACCUCGUGGAAUUGUACCUUCAUUCAAAUAACAUAGUUGUUGUACCUGAAGCCAUUGGCUCCCUCGUUAAACUGCAGUUUCUAGACCUAAGUGAUAAUGCCCUCGAAAUUGUGUGUCCAGAGAUUGGCCGCCUGAGAUCUCUACGUCACCUUCGCUUGGCCAACAACCAGCUGAAAUACUUACCUGCAGAGGUUGGAGACCUGAGGGAGCUGCAAACACUGGACAUCUCAACCAAUCGCUUGAUAACCUUACCUGAAAGGCUGCACAUGUGCCUUUCACUGCAGUACUUGACUGCAGACCGAAACCACCUGUGGUAUGUUCCGCGCCAUCUGUGCCAACUGCCGAGCCUCAACGAGCUCUCCAUGGCUGGAAACCGCCUGGCGUUUUUGCCACUUGAUUUAGGUCGUUCUCGGGAGCUGCAAUAUGUUUAUGUGGAUAACAACAUUCAUCUGAAAGGCCUCCCAUCUUACCUGUAUAAUAAAGUCAUUGGUUGCAGUGGUUGUGGUUCUCCAAUUCAAGUUUCAGAGGUGAAACUGCUCUCUUUUUCAUCAGGCCAGUUAACUGUGUUCCUGCCAGCAGAGGUGAAAUCUAUAGGGACAGAAACAGAUCAUGUGCUGCCUUUGCAAGAACUGGCCAUGAGGACUCUCUAUGACAUCUACUACAGGUUUUUAAAAGAUUUGAACUUUCUGACUCCCAUCUCGCUACCUAAAAGCCUCCUGGAAUUGCUGCACUGUCCCUUGGGACACUGCCACCGCUGCAGCCAGCCUAUGUUUACCAUUGUCUACCCAAAGCUCUUUCCCUUGAGGGAAACUCCAAUGGCAGGAUUGCAUCAAGGGAGGACAACUGUUAGUUUUGUGGCAUACUGCUGCUCCACCCAGUGUCUGCAGACUUUUGACCUACUGAGUUGAUAAACAUUUAAAACUACUCAGGAGUGCUGCCAGUUUAAAGCUGCAUUAAACAUCGUAUCCCAUCGGUACUGGAAUACUGUGUGCGUGUGCCAAAGCAGCAGAAGUGCCCGGUUGGGAACACUAAGAGGCACUUACGUCCUGCCCAUCAGAUUUGGAAGAACUGCAGCAACUUUUCGGAAGUGUAAAUACCAACCUUUGGAAAGCAUUAACUUCUCUCUCCUCCAGGACAACAUACACAGCAAAUAAAUUCACAAGCUCUGACUUCAGGGUUUCCAGUAUUUUUCAGAUGCGGCUGUCUUCAGGGUGACCCCUUGCAUCAUUUGAGGCAUUUUCAUUCCUCUAAAAAGGGGCAAAAAAUAGGUUCGGUUAUGACAAACAAGUUCUCUCUCUCCCCCAUCCUCAUUACCCCUACAGGUGGUUUCAGGUGUAUGGAUCUAAGCCUCUAGAAGCCUUUGAUGAAGCCCAGCAGCUUUCCCAUUGAAUUUAGCUUUAUUUUCUCCCUCUGAUUUUAAUAUUCUCCCCAACAGAGUUAUCCCAGUUGUAUACCCAGUCUUUGACAAUUACUUGUGGUAUUUAAAUCCACAUAUUAAAAGCAGAUCUUUUUGUUAACAUUAGAAGCCAAACUGAUUUAAUUGGGGUAACUAAGAUGUAUCUGGAGACUAAGGAUCCUGUUUCAGUAAGGAAGGCUGGUACUGAUGCCUACACCAAGUGGUCUUGCUCCAGCAUGUUUGAGGGUGUGUUUUCUUUGUUUUCAUGGCUUGAGUUUUUUUAUUUUAAUAAACACUUCCCCUUUUGCUUCUUUGGAAGAAGAUGACUUUAGCAGUUUCCCUUGGAUAAAAUACCUAGGCCUAUGAUAGUUACUGUUUAUUUAUUAUACUUUUCCAGUUGUAGACUGUAGAUCUGCAAAGAGUUGGUCUUCAUCUUUUUCUAGAUUCAACAUUUGGCUGAUUUAUGGAAGAGUGUCAGUGGAGUGUGUGCCUUGGAGAAGGCUGGAAAUCUGGAGGGGUACGUGUAUCUCCAUGUGUAGGUAUAUAUGCAUACAGAGAUAGCCUCACAAAAGGGCUCUAACUUUGUUUUCAUGUAUUAAAAGCAGAUUUGGUGCAAAUUUCCGCACACUAUCAUAUUUGUGGGCAUCCUUUUUUGUUAGAUCUUGUUUGUUUUAAAUAAAGGACAAAGGAUGGAAAACAGGCCCCAAAUGCCUGCAUGACUUAAAAGUUUAAUUUUACACUGAAACAGUCCAUACAAAAUUAGUCCCUCUUGACUUGUUCUGAAAUAUAUAAUUUUUUUAAUACAGUGUGUUCUUUUUGUUUACUUUCUAUUUUUUAGGUAUAAACUACUUGUUGACUUAACACAGUGUGCAGUAGUUGCAAGCUGAAAUAGAUAUGAAUGAAACUGUUAUGAAAAUGGCAAGAUAAAGAGACUUAUUUGGUAGUAUAUUAGCAUAUGUUGUGGUGAGGUGUGCAUACUUUGAAGGGAGGAGGCAUUAAAAUGUUUUCCUUUUGCCAAAGAAGCAUUUGUUCCCGCUGCAGGCUUCCUGGCAUCUCUUCAAUAAAUAGAGUAUCUUAAGAGCUUAAAAAGAGUACCAAAAAGGCAGUUUUGAGGGUGGAAUUUUUAGGUUGUGCAUGUUAGUUGUAAAAGCUCUGCUGGUUUUAUUGGGUUGGUUUUAGAGAGUUGAAUUAGCGUUAAGAAAUGUAGAACUUAAUCCUUCAGGAAUGCAAGUAUCAUCUACUGUUUAAGAAUUGUGAAACUUUCUAAAAUAAAUCCCAUUUAUUAAAUCUGCUUUGCAGUAGGGGAAAGAGCCAUGGCCAAGCAGACUUUGUACUAUUGGAUUUCUGACUCUGUCGUUUCACUAAUUUGUUUCAGUGUUGGUAUCCCCAACAGCCCUUCCCACCCCGCGGCCUUUACCGCCGAAGCAGCAAAAAGAGUCUUCAGCUUUUUGUCUUUUCCUUCAGUACUACCCAGCCAAGAUGUAAAUGGCCCAUGUACCAUUAUACCCAUAUCAGAAAUGUGUAAGUGUAGGAUCGAAUCCAUGUUUUUAAAUGGAUGACAAGAGAACUAUGGGAAUGAUAAAAAUACUUAUAUUUUGAUACCAUACUCUGAUCAGGAAUCUUCAGUAUUAUUUUUACCAUGGCUCCCUCUGUCCUUGAAGGACGUGCUUUAUUGGAAGUUGAUUUGUCCUCUUCUUAUGAUGACUGAGAGGCUUUAAAGUACAGUUUUCUUCUGAAUUCAAUCUGUAAGUAUUAUUUUGGAGUUAAAUCUUUUGAUCACCCAAAAGGCACUGCAUUUGUUUUAUUAGCAUUCAGAUAGUAAGAGCGGAGCUUGAUCAUUAUUAUUUAUUUUUAAUUUUCUUUCUUCCCAUAAUCUAAUUAUUUUUUGAGUUCACUUUAUUAUUGUCUAUAAGUGGAGUUCAGAAGAAAAUUGGUCUGUUCUAUAAGCAGGAUGAAUCUUAACACUUUAAUGGAUGAUAUUUCAGGACUGGAAUGUCCAAUGAAUAAAUGAAUUAAAUACACAAUUGAAGCUGAAAUGUCAUACCCUAUUUUUAUAAAACAAGGAAGAGGAAAGGCCAAUAUAUAGACUGGAAAUGCAGCUUAAAUUCAUGUUUCUCUGAUGGGGUAUUUUUUAAUAUAGUGUUUAUAUUCAUCUGUAUCUUUGGGUGAUACUGUUCUAGAUUAAUAUAACUCCAUUCUCACUUGUCCAAAUUCUUCUAAAGUUGUUCUGCUGCAAGAGUAUUUCGUAACCAGCUAAGAUGAGAGCCAGCUAUGCAAGCUGCAGAGGGGAGAGGGAGCUUCUUGCUGAUUGAACUGUGCAUCACUUGUUUUUCAAUACAGGCAUCACAAUUCUUGGACUUCACUUUAAUUCAUUUAUUUGUAGGUAGUUUUUUAUUACUUGCUCUUGUUUGUGAGAUCACAUUGAGCUAAGAUUUUCCUUGUGCGGCAAAAAUACCUGGUUUCAGCAGUUGAAAAAAAUGACCUUUUCUACAGAGCUUUUUUUUUUUGUCAUAAAAGCAGAUCUUAACUCUUUGCUUAGUGUGGAAGCAGGAGAAGUUUCUGGGGGUUUUUUGUAGGUGUUAGAAAGGUGCAGGAAUAGAAAUGAGAGAAAAUGAGUUUUUAACCCACUGACAACUGCUGUGAGGUUUUUCUGAUUAACUUCUAAUGUGAUUAAGGAGCACAGGCAUCAUUUUUGUUCCUGCUGUGAUAACAGGCACUAUAUUAAUAAAAUUGGGACCCUAUUGCUUAUGAGGAUAACUUUUUGUUCUGCCGCAAAGGAAGCAGAGGAAUCUUUGCCGUUGUUUAAAAGUACUACUUGAGUGGUUUUACUGUGGACACUGUUAGAUUUGGAGCACUGUGCUUGGGAAUCUUCCUGUUACUCUCCUGGAGAAUCAGAAAUCCGAAUGUCCUUUCCUGUGUGAAGAACAAGGUCUAAUAUCAAGAAGUCUGUAUUUUUCUGUUUUGGUCUGAUGCUUCUCUUGGGCUUUCAUUGAAGUUCAUUACAAACCUAUUUACUUCGUUGCGGUGAGGUUAAGAUCUUACACUGAGCAGAGCAGAGCUGAUUACUGCCAAGUUGGCUUCAAUUCUUAUAUAUCGAAUUCUGCUGAAUCCCUUUUUCUGGCAUGAAGGGAGGAUGAGACUGUUCUAACACCCGUGUGGUAGCAGCGUGUCAGGUUUUACUGACAUUACAGCCAGGCUGAAGACUGGAGAGUGACAAACCUUUCACUAGAGAGGAUGCCUUUCUUUUGAAGGCCGCUGUGGCCACAUCAGAGUAUCCCUGAUAACGGAAGGACUUCUGCCUUGAUGUCAGUGGAGGAUGGAUCAAGUUUUAAUUGAUAAGAGAGAAGAAUGUUUUACCAUCUUUAUAUUUCUUGCAAAAACUGGGAAAAUGACACUGAGGUCCAUGCCUGCUGCUAGGCAGCCUCUCUGUCUGCAGCUGAACUCACGUGGGUCCAAAACAUAACUAUCUUUGCCUCUUACCUCCCUCUUAAUGCUACUCAUGGUGUCACAAAAUGUUAUAGGUAACUUGUGAUGGAAGAGGCUGAGUAAAUUGAAUCCAGAGUUUUUAUUACUUUUUGUAUUACAGCCCUAUUUUGUAAGAGACCAAAGGUCUGGUGGAAAGAAAUGGCAAGGUUCAUGUGAAGUCUUCAUUGCUUUUGCUUUUAUGUGCCCUUUUUUGGAUUAAAACUUGAACUUGGAUUGCAA
This is a messenger RNA of Pezoporus flaviventris, 5408 nucleotides long. It is a transcript of the gene LRRC28, whose product is annotated as leucine rich repeat containing 28. The coding region runs from base 97 to 1215 and encodes 372 amino acids. The transcript has 10 exons. Gene Ontology annotation, molecular function: protein binding. Lineage: Eukaryota; Metazoa; Chordata; Aves; Psittaciformes; Psittacidae. The record is from RefSeq and is a predicted model, not a curated record.